Molecule: messenger RNA, 2337 nt
Organism: Apis cerana (Asiatic honeybee)
Lineage: Eukaryota; Metazoa; Arthropoda; Insecta; Hymenoptera; Apidae
Product: odorant receptor 47a-like
Biological process (GO): sensory perception of smell; detection of chemical stimulus involved in sensory perception of smell
Cellular component (GO): plasma membrane
Molecular function (GO): olfactory receptor activity; odorant binding
Source: RefSeq, a predicted model, not a curated record
GAGAUGAAGAAGAAUUAGAAUCGAAUAAUAUUCUAUUUGUAUAUCGUUUAUAAUGGAUAUUAUGAAAGGUAUGCGUUAAAAUAAUAUACUUUUUAGAACGAUGGAUUAAAUGUGAAUCGGCGUAUAAAACCGGAUCCAAAGAUGGCCACUUUCGGUGAGUCCUCUGCCAGCCCAGUUCAUUGACCUCGAAACGAAUUUCGAGGGAAUACACUCACGUCAACGCGAUGGUAUGGCAUCGGCUCGAUGAAUUCGAAAGGUGGCAAGGUCGAAACUUCUUCUUCGUACGCGCAACCGGUUCCGUGGCUGUGGCCAAGUGCCAGGAUUUAGACGGUGAUGGGAUGGCUCGCCUAUUCGUUUGGCAUUCGACCACGUUUUCAGUAAUCUGUGGAUGGAACAACAGGUGUCGAGUGCCAGUUUUCUCGGGUAUCGGGCCGCGUUUAAAAAAAAAUACCGCACCAUUUAGAUACGCACGCGUGCUGCCCAGGCUCGAGAAACACCGUUACGAGAUCAGAAUUCUUGUUUUCAUCCGUGUUUUGCUCGAUGAACUCCGAUGCUCGAUAAGGAGAACUCGAGAAUUUCAUCGUGAUGAUGCAAAGGAAACGUUAUUCCUUCGAUUCGAAACAGCAAGAGGACGGAGAUUUCUAUGAUUUCGUUCACCCCUUUCGUUAAUAAUUGAUAACAUUUCCAAGUGUGUGUCAUCUUGCGUAAUAUUUGCGAAUAUUGCAAUCACGGAAAUGUUACGUCCGUUCUUCCUAUGCUUCUUCUUCUUCUUUUCUUUUUCUUUUUCUCUUUUCUUCCCCUCCUGUCGGCAACUCUAUGUUUUUAUUUAUAUGAAAAUAUAAGCUUAUCCGCACGUAAUAUCGUACGUGUCCGCGUGAAUAAAAGAUCAAAGACGUGAGACGGAGCUAUAUGCACGUAAGUAGGCGUGACUUUCGUUGUAUACGCGAUACAUAUACGAAAUCAAGGUGGAAAGUAGAGGAGUGUGGUCGCGCGAGGGAAACGAAUUGCGUAAUACGAAUCUGAUCUCGGUACGAUGGGCAAGAGAAAGGAGUCGAUCGACAAGCGCAUUCGUAAUUUUAUGGUCCAGAAGAUGGUGUUAAAAAUAAUUGGUAUUUGGCCAUCGAACGGUGAGAAUUCGUUCUUUGGCAGAUGGAUUUUCGCCGUGACGACACAAAUCGGUAUUAUCUACAUCCUGUCCCUGGAAAUCUAUCGCCAUUGCCUCGACAUCGACGACGCGAUGGACGCAUUCGUCAUGGAUCUAUCGGCCGUCAUCAGCCUCGCCAAACUUCUUAUCUUACGUUUGAAUUCGAAACACACUUGGGUUCUUAUAAAUUCGGUGGUGAACGAUUGGUCGACCGUUCACGAUUCCCGCCACGAAUACAUUAUGAUGGAAUACCUUAAGAAAGGACGAAUCGUCUCUCUGAUGAUACUUUAUUUGGGCUACGCUUCCGGAUUUUCUUUCAUCGUCAAAGCUUUACCUUUCGGAGAUAUUCUGCCGUUCCAGAUGUUUCAAAACUCGAAAAAUUCAUCGAUGAAUCCGGAUAUUCCUUUGAAAUUGAAUUAUUUCCUGGCGUCCUAUUGCGUGUUCGGAUCGUUGCCUUUGCUCCAUCACGUUUGCGUGCUAGUGUUGCAAGGAAUAUUCAUUUUCGUCAACGCGGUCGCUCAUUGCGGCAACGACGGAUUGUUCUUUAGUUUAACUAUGCACUUGUGCGGCCAAUUCGAGAUUCUCAAGAUGAGAAUUGCCAAAAUCGAGUUUGUCGACCAGAGCAAGAUCGGUCCACUCGUGAAACGACAUUGCCAACUCGCGGUACUCGUCAACGAUUUAGAACAGACUUUCAACAUGAUCAUAUUUGUACAAUUAUUGAUGAGCGCAUUGCUGAUUUGUGUGGACGGUUUUGUGUUUUUGGUCUGCUUAAACACAAAGGACAACAUCGGUGCAUUGAAAAGCAUGGUCCUGAUGGUAACUUUGCUCAUACAGUUAUAUCUUUACGCCUACGCUGGCGACGCUCUCGAAUCUCGAACCGAAGAAAUCGCACAAGCCGCCUUCCAUUCAUUCUGGUAUCAAUCUCGAGGACGCACAGCAAGAGAUCUAAUACUGAUAAUCUGUCGUGGAAAUUCCUCUUACCAUGUGACAGCCGGUAAAUUCGUUUUCAUGAAUAUAUUCACCUUCAAAGAAAUACUGAAAAGUUCAGCAUCCUACCUAUCCGUCUUGAGAGUAAUGAUGGACACAUGAAAAUUGUUUGAUUAUCGAUAUUAUGUAUUCAUCUCACAAUAUUUGAUAUACUCUUCAGUGGUGUAAUAAAGAUGGUAUUAUUACUAUUCGAUGAGAAAAAACAA